AUGCCUAUUAAGAUCCACGGCCCGGCUCGCGCCAUCUGCACCAAGCGGGUGACUCUUGUCCUGGAAGAGAAGCAAGUACCCUACGAGCUGGUCCUGAAGAACUGCGACACUCUCGAGGCGCGUCGACACCCCGACUUUCUCAAGCUGCAACCAUGGGGCAAGGUCCCAGUUCUCGAGGACGAUGGCGUCUUCAUCUUUGAAAGCCGGGCCAUUUGCAAGUACAUUGCCAAGAAGUACGCGGCGCAGGGCUCCAAACUGGUGCCAGAUGACGCGGACCUGGUAGGAUACGGCCUCUUUGAGCAGGCCUGCUCCAUCGAGAACAACUACUUUAAUGACCCUGCAGAGAACCUUGCUUAUGAGGUAUACUUUAAGUCGCACCUCGGUAGAGGCGCCGCCGAUGACGCCCGCGUUCAGGAGCUCGCGACCAAGCUGGACAAGGCAUUGGCCGUCUACGAUACUAUUCUAGGGAGGCAAAAGUACCUGGCUGGUGACGAGAUUUCGCUGGCUGAUCUGUUCCAUUUGCCGUACGGCAACUUGGUUAGGACUCUGGGCUACAAGGAGACGUUUGAGAAGUACCCAAAUGUUGAGAAGUGGUUUGCAGAGCUCGCGGCUAGAGAAAGCUGGGUCAAGAUUAGCUCUGCAGCAUAA
Talaromyces rugulosus is the source of this 648-nucleotide messenger RNA. RefSeq lists its product as uncharacterized. The transcript has 3 exons. Lineage: Eukaryota; Fungi; Ascomycota; Eurotiomycetes; Eurotiales; Trichocomaceae. The record is from RefSeq and is a predicted model, not a curated record. Gene Ontology annotation, molecular function: glutathione binding; glutathione transferase activity. Gene Ontology annotation, cellular component: cytoplasm. Bases 1 to 648 code for a protein of 215 amino acids.